AUGCCGCACUACAAGUUGGUGUAUUUCAAUAUUCGAGCCCUUGGUGAAGGAAUUCGACUUCUGUUUGCUUACAGCGGAACUCAAUUUGAAGAUGUGCGUAUUAGUCGAGAAGAGUGGCCAAACCUUAAACCAACAAUGCCAUUUAAACAGAUUCCAAUUCUUGAUGUGGACGGCAUAAUAAUACCACAAUCAGCUGCGAUUUGUAGGUAUCUUGGAAAGCAGUUUGGUUUGGUACCCGAAUGUCCCAUAGAAGCUGCCUUAGUUGAUGCAGUAUUCGAUGCUCACAAAGACUUCUACACUGCAAGUGCACCUUACUUAAAAAUUGUCUAUGGUUACAUCGAGGGAGAUAAGGAUAAGCAGCUGAAAGAAUGUGCAAUACCGGCUCGUGAUAAAUAUUUUCCGGGUCUUGUUCAAUUUCUAAAAAAUGCUGAUAGCGGUUAUCUUGUUGGUAAAAAAAUAACCUGGGCAGAUAUAUAUAUUGCUGACCAUCUUACAACAAUUGAAGAAUGUUUCCCAAAUAUGUUUGACGGUUAUCCAAAAGUGAAAGAAUUCUGUGAAAGAAUUCUCGAGAUUCCACAACUAAAAAAAUGGAUACAAGAACGUCCAAAAGUUCCAUAUUAA
This is a messenger RNA of Enterobius vermicularis (human pinworm), 621 nucleotides long. NCBI's taxonomy places the organism in Eukaryota, Metazoa, Nematoda, Chromadorea, Rhabditida, Oxyuridae. The record is from the annotation of a GenBank genome assembly.